UCCUUGUCCAGCUUUGGAUAAUUUUUUCUUUCUCACAUUUACCCAUUUUUCCAUCAUCCAUUUUGUAUUUGAUUCUUUUCUUCAUUUCAUAUCCUUAGGUUUCGCCUCAUUUCUGAGAGAGACUUUCUUUUGCUAUGGCUUCUCCAAUCAUCUUCCACCACUUGUUGCCUUCUUCUCCUUAAUUCCACCACAUCUUCUAGCCACGUACCACCCUUCUACUUUCCUUCACCUCAUUCAUGGCUGCAGCUAGCCAUGAGUAACAGUGAAGCUAAUUCCCCCACCAGAGAGGAUCAAAAUGAGAGGCAAGAAAUGGAGCAAAGAGGCAAUAUUAGAUUCAAUUUACCUGGAGAUGGGUAUGAAUGGAAAAAAUAUGGCCAAAAGUUCAUUAGAGGCAUUGGAAAAUUUAGGAGCUAUUUCAAGUGCCAGAAAGCUAGUUGUAUGGCCAAGAAGAGAGCUGAAUGGUGCCCUUCUGAGCCAGGUAAUGUUAGAAUUGUGUAUGAGAAUUCCCACUCUCAUGGCUCAAAUGAGUCCACCACUGCUGCUGCUGCUGCCUCUUCACAAUCUUCAAAUAAUGCUAAUCAAUAUAACUUGUUAACUCAAGUUUUGGGAGAUCAAUCUUUUGCAGCUUCUUCAAGGUCUAGCUUUGGAUCAUGAUCAGAUUUAGUUUGUUCUAUCAAUGAACUCAAAAUCCCACCUCACCUGAUCUCUUAUUUUCUCCUUCUUUAUGAGGCUUUUAUGGGAUGAUCAUUUGAAGUUCCAAUAAUUUUCAACUGUUACUAAUUCUUUUUCCCAGAGCAGCCAUUUCACUGA
This is a messenger RNA of Mangifera indica (mango), 810 nucleotides long. Its product is annotated as probable WRKY transcription factor 26. Lineage: Eukaryota; Viridiplantae; Streptophyta; Magnoliopsida; Sapindales; Anacardiaceae. The transcript has 4 exons. Bases 253 to 654 code for a protein of 133 amino acids. Gene Ontology annotation, molecular function: sequence-specific DNA binding; DNA-binding transcription factor activity. The record is from RefSeq and is a predicted model, not a curated record. Gene Ontology annotation, biological process: regulation of DNA-templated transcription.